AUGGCUUCGAGUGGUAUUAAAGCUGCCUCGGACCCCGUUGUUAGAACUGCAUCCCCAGCUCCUUUGGCCCAAGACUUUGCCCGUCAACAGGUGUCAAAACAACAGCGUUCUAAUUUCCAUUCCUCUUCCAUCUCUCCACUCAUAUCCUACACCAUGGUUUCCCAAAGCGUCAACAAGACCAAUCUCCACCCCUCCGGCGUCGCGCCGAACAAGGAACACACGGAGAUUGAAGAGUCCCUCCACGACAAGGCACACAUCGACUAUGACCGUGUAGCCAUUAUCGCCAACCCUUCAGUCGCCGCUCUCUACGAAGAUGCGCUUGUAUACGAGACCGGCUCAGCCAUCACAGCCUCAGGCGCUCUCUCAGCAUACUCAGGAGCCAAGACCGGCCGCUCACCCUCGGACAAGCGCAUCGUCGAGGAGGACUCGUCAAAAGACGACGUCUGGUGGGGUCCAGUAAACAAGCCGAUGAAGGCCGACGUCUGGCGUAUCAACCGUGAGCGUGCCAUCGACUACCUCAACACCAGGAACCGCAUCUACGUCGUCGAUGGCUUCGCCGGCUGGGACAAGCGCUACCGGAUUCGCGUUCGUGUCGUCUGCGCUCGUGCCUACCAUGCUCUCUUCAUGCGCAACAUGUUGAUCCGCCCUUCAAGGGAAGAGCUGGAACACUUUGAGCCUGACUACACCAUCUAUAAUGCCGGUGCUUUCCCUGCCAACAGGUACACCAGCGGUAUGACCUCGUCAACAUCCGUCGCCCUCAACUUCGCCGACAAGGAGAUGGUCAUCCUCGGUACUGAGUACGCAGGAGAAAUGAAGAAGGGCAUCUUCACUGUGCUCUACUACGAGAUGCCUGUUAAGCACAACGUCCUGACUCUUCACUCUUCCGCAAACGAGGGUAUCAAGAACGGCGAUGUUACCGUCUUCUUCGGCCUUUCCGGGACUGGCAAGACCACCUUGUCUGCCGACCCCAAGCGUGCCUUGAUCGGUGACGACGAGCACUGCUGGAGCGACACUGGUGUUUUCAACAUCGAGGGUGGCUGCUACGCCAAGUGCAUCGGUCUCUCUGCCGAGAAGGAGCCAGAUAUCUACGGCGCCAUCCGCUUCGGAUCCAUUCUGGAGAACGUUGUCUUCGACCCAGUAACCCGUGUUGUUGACUACGACGACGACACCCUGACCGAGAACACCCGCUGCGCCUACCCCAUCGAGUACAUUGAGAACACCAAGAUCCCCUGCAUUUCAGAGGGUCACCCCAAGAACAUUGUUCUCCUUACCUGCGACGCCCGCGGUGUCCUUCCUCCCAUCUCCAAGCUCAGCCCCGAACAGACAAUGUACCACUUCAUCUCCGGUUACACUUCGAAGAUGGCUGGUACCGAACAGGGUAUCACCGAGCCCCAGGCUACCUUCUCUUCUUGCUUCGCUCAGCCCUUCCUCGCCCUCCACCCCAUGCGCUACGCCAAGAUGCUCGCGGAGAAGAUCCAGCAACACGGCGCCAAUGCCUGGCUCCUCAACACAGGCUGGGUCGGUGCCGGUGCUACCACAGGCGGCAAGCGCUGCCCCCUCAAGUACACCCGCGCCAUCCUCGACGCCAUCCACUCAGGCGAGCUCGCCAACGUCGAAUACGAGACCUACGAAACCUUCGGCCUCUCCGUCCCCAAGACCUGCCCCAACGUUCCCGACGAGCUCCUCAACCCCGCCAAGUCGUGGAACGGCACCGCCGACUUCAAGGGCGAAGUCGAGAAGCUCGGCAAGCUCUUCAUGGAGAACUUCAAGAAGUACGAAGACCAAGCCACCAAGGAGGUCAUCGAGAGUGGUCCACACGUAUGCUGCUGCCCCAAGCACUAG
Alternaria incomplexa is the source of this 1842-nucleotide messenger RNA. RefSeq lists its product as uncharacterized. The coding region runs from base 1 to 1842 and encodes 613 amino acids. Lineage: Eukaryota; Fungi; Ascomycota; Dothideomycetes; Pleosporales; Pleosporaceae. Gene Ontology annotation, molecular function: ATP binding; phosphoenolpyruvate carboxykinase (ATP) activity. The transcript is spliced from 6 exons. The record is from RefSeq and is a predicted model, not a curated record. Gene Ontology annotation, cellular component: cytosol. Gene Ontology annotation, biological process: gluconeogenesis.